GAAGUCCGGCCACUUUUAUUUUUCAGGCUCGUGCAACACAAAUAUUGAAUGGACGGGUUAGGCACCGAUUUAACAGCAAAAAUAAUGAAGAAUAUUACUCUCCGACUCUUCCAGGUUAUUUAUUAAUGUAGUAGAUAAGUUAUAAAUACUGUAUAAAGUUUUUAUUGUCGUUAGUUUUUUGUGGAAACACCUGGAUUGUGACUUUUGAGUGUGAACAGGAUGGAUGUUCCUCACCUCACUCCAGAUGAAAUGGCAGAGAUUAAAAAAGACGUGCUGAACCGAAUGCGUCCCUACCUCUGUGAGAAAAUCAGAGCCGAACGCCACCUGGACUACCUGCGCUCUCGAAGGAUCCUGACCCGGGAUGAUGCAGAGGAAAUCAGUUGCAGGACCACGCAGACUAAGAGGACGGGCAUGUUGUUGGACAUCCUGGCUGAGAACCCCCGAGGCCUGGACGUCCUAAUCGACUCCAUCCGAGAGAUGCGCAACCAAAACUUCAUCGUCGCUAAGCUCACAGAUGAGGUGCAGAAAGCCAAAAAUGAGAAGAUUGAGUCCCUCAGAGCUGGUGCUUCCAGUUCCUCAUCUGAGAGCAAUUUCAGCUCUUCAGGAACAACCAGCACCCCCUUAAGCACUUUCUCAAACGACUCCACCAUGGUUUUCCAUCCCGACGGAGAAAGGAGCCCCUCCACUUCAGAUGUAGUCAAUCUGCCGUCGUUGCAGAGAGGUGGAGACCUGUCCUCGGUGGGUGUUGCUAGCCUCGCUGAGGUUUCUUCCACAACCUCCUCCAGUCUUCCCAGGCCUGGAGACCCGGGGGCCCCUGCGCUGCCAGACGAGGUGCAGGUGGAACCGUCCUCUAAUGUGGAUACUGGGUCACCGGGGGGCACCAGCAGCGGAGGGGACACAAACUUCCAGCCCCUUCGGUCACGUUCUCUCACUCCAAACUCAUCCAAGAGCAUCUUUUAGCUUUACUUCUCAACAACAGGACAAUAGUGGGACAACACAUUUCCCAACACUCACACUUCUGUUUUAUACUCUGAUUGGUGCUUCUGCUACACUUUUAUUAGACAGUUUAUUGUACACAACUUAUAUAAUACAUGUUACCUCUAAAUAUGUACCCAUCAGCAGUGAAAUUACACUGUUAUCAGUUUAGCUGGAUUCAUUUUCAUAGAAUUUCAAUACAAUAUCAUACUUUUGGUACCUUUCUUUGUACUUUUGUUUAAAGUAAAUACACUUCAAAUUAUUGAAUUUUUGAUUUAAAAACAAAAAACUGGUCAAAGAUGAUACAGAAAAACAAUAAAAUCUGAUGAAGCUUCAUGUUAUUCUGAUAUACAUUACUAUGGAAACAUUUUGGUCAGAUUUGAGGUUUUGCUUCCAAAACUGACAAACUGUGACUCAUUUUUUCUGACCUUUUGAUUUCCUGAUGAACUUUCGUGUAUACUGUGAAAACAUGGCUACUACACAGCUACAUAUAGUGCAGAACAUAUGUGUAUGUACAGUUGUGGGUAAAAGUAUUGGCAGUGGCACAAUUUAAAUAUUUCCAUCAAUGUGAUUUAUUUGCCAAUAAAAGUCUUUGAGAGUUCUA
Sphaeramia orbicularis (orbiculate cardinalfish) is the source of this 1579-nucleotide messenger RNA. It is a transcript of the gene bcl10, whose product is annotated as BCL10 immune signaling adaptor. The record is from RefSeq and is a predicted model, not a curated record. Gene Ontology annotation, cellular component: cytosol; CBM complex. NCBI's taxonomy places the organism in Eukaryota, Metazoa, Chordata, Actinopteri, Kurtiformes, Apogonidae. Gene Ontology annotation, biological process: adaptive immune response; apoptotic process; positive regulation of extrinsic apoptotic signaling pathway. Bases 220 to 960 code for a protein of 246 amino acids. The transcript has 3 exons. Gene Ontology annotation, molecular function: transcription coactivator activity; NF-kappaB binding; protein kinase B binding.